CCUCCCGGGGCAGGAGCUCAGGGGCCGGGCAGGAGGGUCCUGUGGGCCGGAUGUGGCCGGCGGGCCGUAGUUUGCCCACCUCUGUUCUAGUCAAUGUGGCCUGGUAUCCUAUCUAUAUUAUAUAGUGCUGUAUAUCAGACUGUUGCUUCCUGGGAAGGUAAAGAUCCCUACAUUCAUGCACCUCUCCAAAUGGGCAUUGUUAUGGGGGUGGGAUUCCUUCCUUCCUUCCCUUCCUCUCAGGCUAUCAAUUUUAUUUGUUAGGGUCACUAUCCCCUUUUACCAUCAGAAAGAAUACUUGUGCAGUUGCAAGUAUUUUUAUUAUAGCGGUAGUGGUAUGUUUUUGAUCAUUUUAUGGUGUUCUCCUUUACUGCAAAUAUUUUGCUGUAGAUUCUGUAUAUUCAGUAAAUAUAGUGCUGAAGAUUCUGACUGAAAUGUUUCUGCCUCAUAUCAACCUUUCAGAAUUAGAGCAAACCUUUUUCUCAAAAGUGUUACCCAAGGCAAUACAAUUAUUUGAUGAUUUGUUGUAUGAAUUAUCUAGUCAAGCCAAAGGACUAACCAGCCAGAACACAGAAUUAUGCAAAGCGGUGAGGAAUGUUUUACAGACUAUGGUGCAGCUGCUGGAAACUCUGACGGGUUGUGUGCGACAUAUCUGUACCCUGCAGGAGCCUGUGCCUCUAGAGAGUAUCCGUAGCCUUCCCUCUUCCAUUCUAUAUGUAAUCAAAAACACAUUUAUGCAUUGCAAGGACAGCGAGUCACUGUACAGUGGGUGCCUGCACUUGAUUUCUGGCCUCCUCCAAUCUCUGUUUAAAGAGACCUAUUCUCUUCAAAAGCAGCUUAUGGAGCUGCUUGAUAUGAUCUCUAUGGAAUCCGCUUCUGCUGAGGACAGUAUUGUAGAUAUGGUGUCAGUGAUCCACACUGUGCUGGAGAUCUGCUCUAUCAUUUCCAACAUGGACCAUGCCCUUCAUGCCAACACAUGGAAGUUCAUAAUCAAGAAUUUAUUCCUUUCCUCUCUGAUUCCUGCUGUCAAUUACACCAGCUGUAUCUUCAGAUAUAUAGCAAAUUUCCUCCUAGUCUGUAUGCUCCGGUGAUUUCAGAGGCCCAUCGAGAUGAAAUAGCCAGGGUUUUUCUGGUGGCACUGGACCCUCUCAUUCAGCAGCUUCUUCCCUUCAGGCCUUUUGUGGAGCAGGUAUUAAGUGAAAAAUUAGAUCUUUCUCCUGAGUUACAUCUGCCGCAGUGUCAUCUUCUGGUUGCCGUAAUGGAUAAGCUUCCCUCUCAGCCUGAGGAUGUGCAGGCUCUCUG
Molecule: messenger RNA, 1299 nt
Organism: Mauremys reevesii (Reeves's turtle)
Lineage: Eukaryota; Metazoa; Chordata; Testudines; Geoemydidae
Exons: 8
Coding region: 432-1088 (218 amino acids)
Source: RefSeq, a predicted model, not a curated record